CUAUUAUCUGUGUAUUCUCUGUGAAGCUCAUCUGACAUCCUCCUGUGUUUCUCAGGGCGAACUGGAAAGACAGCUGCUGCAGGCCAACCCCAUCCUGGAGGCCUUCGGCAAUGCAAAGACUGUCAAGAAUGACAACUCCUCCAGAUUUGGUAAAUUCAUCCGCAUUAAUUUUGAUGUGGCAGGGUACAUUGUUGGUGCUAACAUCGAGACUUACCUCCUUGAGAAGUCCCGGGCCACCCGUCAGGCCAAAGAUGAGAGGACGUUCCACAUCUUUUAUCAGAUGUUGUGUGGAACUUCAGAAGAGACAAGAGCGGAUCUGCUCUUAGGAACUGCUGAUGAGUACCGCUUUCUCAGUGGAGGCUCCAUUCCUGUUCCUGGUCAGAGUGAUUCAGAGAACUUCACCCAAACCAUGGACUCCAUGGUUAUAAUGGGCUUCACCCCAGAAGAGUCAAUAUCCAUGCUUAAGGUGAUCUCUGCUGUGCUCCAGUUUGGAAACAUUUCCUUCAUGAAGGAGAAGAACCAGGACCAGGCCUCGAUGCCCGAUAACACAGCUGCUCAGAAACUGUGCCAUCUGCUGGGCGUUAAUGUGCUGGAGUUCACUCGGGCCAUCCUCACUCCCAGGAUCAAAGUGGGUCGAGAGUAUGUGCAGAAGGCCCAGACGAAAGAGCAGGCUGAUUUUGCUGUGGAGGCCUUGGCGAAGGCCACAUAUGAGCGUCUGUUCAGAUGGCUGGUCCACAGAAUCAACAGAGCUCUGGACCGCAGACAGAGACAGGGCGCAUCGUUCAUAGGCAUCCUUGAUAUCGCUGGAUUUGAAAUCUUCCAGCUUAACUCCUUUGAGCAGCUGUGCAUUAACUACACCAAUGAGAAGCUGCAGCAGCUCUUCAACCACACCAUGUUCAUCUUGGAGCAGGAGGAGUACCAGCGGGAGGGCAUCGAGUGGAACUUCAUUGACUUCGGCUUGGACUUACAGCCAUGCAUUGACCUCAUCGAGAAACCAACCCACCCGCCUGGUGUUCUGGCCCUGCUGGAUGAAGAGUGCUGGUUCCCCCGGGCAACAGACCGCUCAUUUGUAGAGAAGCUGUCUGCUGAGCAAGGCAGCCAUCCAAAAUUCUUCCGAUCAAAACAGCCACGCGGGGAAGCUGACUUCUCCAUUAUCCAUUAUGCUGGCAAGGUCGACUAUAAGGCAAAUGAUUGGCUGGUGAAGAAUAUGGAUCCUCUGAACGACAAUGUGGCGUCUCUUCUGCACCAGUCGUCUGAUCAUUUUGUCUCAGAGCUUUGGAAGGAAGAUAUUCAGACUCUUCCUCGUGUCUACUUCUUUGAUUCCUAUGCCACACUACAGGCUAAUGGCUCCGACAUGGACAGGAUCGUGGGUCUGGACCAAGUGUCGUCAGGAGAAAACAGUGGGCCUGUCACGUUUGGAGCGGCAGGACUGAAGACAAAGAAGGGAAUGUUCAGGACUGUCGGUCAGCUUUACAAGGAGUCUCUCACCAAGCUGAUGGCCACACUGAGGAACACCAACCCCAACUUCCUGCGCUGCAUCAUCCCCAACCACGAGAAGAGGGCUGGUAAGUUAUCCCCACACCUGGUUUUGGACCAGCUGAGGUGUAAUGGAGUUCUGGAGGGGAUCCGUAUCUGCAGACAAGGCUUCCCUAAUCGCAUCCCAUUCCAGGAGUUCAGACAGAGGUAUGAGAUCCUGACUCCUAAUGCAAUCCCUCGCACCUUCAUGGAUGGCAAACAGGCGUCAGAACUCAUGAUCAGAGCUUUGGAACUGGACCACAACCUGUUCAGGGUGGGCCAGAGUAAAGUCUUCUUCAGAGCUGGAGUCCUGGCUCACCUGGAAGAAGAAAGAGACCUUAAGAUCACUGACACCAUCAUACGCUUCCAGAGCGCCUCCAGAGGCUACCUCGCACGCAAGUAUGAGCUUUACCGAUACUUUACCGGUACCGGUAUGACAGAUAUAUGUUUAUUUUAAGUUUGUAAGCUACAG
Larimichthys crocea (large yellow croaker) is the source of this 1987-nucleotide messenger RNA. Its product is annotated as myosin-10-like. Gene Ontology annotation, molecular function: actin filament binding; ATP binding; microfilament motor activity. The transcript is spliced from 14 exons. NCBI's taxonomy places the organism in Eukaryota, Metazoa, Chordata, Actinopteri, Sciaenidae. Gene Ontology annotation, biological process: actin filament organization. The record is from RefSeq and is a predicted model, not a curated record. Gene Ontology annotation, cellular component: membrane; myosin complex; cytoplasm. Bases 281 to 1972 code for a protein of 563 amino acids.